Messenger RNA from Suillus discolor, 865 nucleotides. Its product is annotated as GTP-binding protein RAB5. Bases 38 to 661 code for a protein of 207 amino acids. Gene Ontology annotation, molecular function: GTP binding; GTPase activity. The transcript is spliced from 8 exons. The record is from RefSeq and is a predicted model, not a curated record. Lineage: Eukaryota; Fungi; Basidiomycota; Agaricomycetes; Boletales; Suillaceae.
GUCGCUUGUGCUACUUACUCUGUGUUACCCCUCCACGAUGUCGAAGCAGUUUCAGUUCAAGCUCGUUCUUCUAGGCGAGUCGGCCGUCGGGAAAUCCAGCUUGGUCCUGAGGUUUGUGAAAGAUCAGUUUGACGAUUACCGGGAAAGUACGAUUGGUGCCGCGUUCUUGACACAAACAAUUACCUUAGAGGACCAGACAACUGUUAAGUUUGAAAUAUGGGAUACAGCGGGUCAAGAGCGAUACAAAUCUCUUGCGCCAAUGUACUAUCGCAACGCAAAUUGUGCAGUUGUCGUGUAUGACAUCACCCAAGCAGCUUCUUUGGAGAAGGCGAAGACAUGGAUUCGUGAACUGCAACGCCAAGCGGACCCAUCGAUAGUAAUAGCUCUGUGUGGCAAUAAAUUGGAUCUCUCCGCACGCAGACAAGUUACGGAGGAGGAAGCGAGUAAAUAUGCCGAUGAAGAAGGUCUUCUGUGGAGCGAGACGAGCGCAAAGACAGGAGAGGGUGUAAACGCCAUUUUCAAUGCAAUUGCCAAGAAGCUUCCGUUAACUGCACCGCCCUCAGCCCGUGGUGCUCGCGUUGCAGCACCUGGCGCUACGCGGCAGAGUGUGGACCUCAACAGGCAGUCAACAGCUCACGGUAGCGAAGCUUGCAAUUGCUAGAUUUUAUGUACAAUGCCACACAUGCCGUAUGGAACUUCCCUUUAUCUGACUUAGUCUGUUCCCGCCCUUACUAGCCGUAAUCAUAACCUACUUCAAUGCUGAACCUCCCAGGAUACAUAUUCAUCGCCGCCGAUAUCAAGCCAGAAGUUGGGGAGAUGAUCAGCUUGGUAUGAUGAUUCUGUUUUAAGCCAGUUUCAAUGAAUG